Caenorhabditis sp. 36 PRJEB53466 is the source of this 1908-nucleotide messenger RNA. The record is from the annotation of a GenBank genome assembly. NCBI's taxonomy places the organism in Eukaryota, Metazoa, Nematoda, Chromadorea, Rhabditida, Rhabditidae.
AUGCGCACGAUCGGACUGAACGCAUUCGACCGCAGCGACGUGGCAGUCGUCUCGACGGACGGCUGUCGGUUCGAGCUGAAACCGCUGGAGUCGGAAGUGGCCCGCGAGCUGAUCCGCCUCGGAACGAUCAGUCCUCGUUCGCUCAAAAAGAACAUACUCGUGCCGUUCUCCUCUCUCACUGUAAUCGUAAUUCAUCGAAAUCGCACUGAAAUGGAUGUGUUUUCAGGUUAAAUACUUACUAGAUACAACUCUUCUGAAGUCGAUCGAAGAAGAAGAGGAAUGGAUUUCUCUGGAAAACGCGAUGGAGGAAAUCUGCGGAUUCGCGAAGCAAUACCCGAAGAUCCGGACCGCGCGAGACACCAUCUGCGACCUCAUGAUGUCCACUCUCUCGGAUCAGAACUGCUUCCUGCUGCUCAAAAAGUUCAAUCAAUUCGACUGCCCACUCCACGUGGCAAAGGCGUUCGUAUACAUCAAGUACAAUCUCGUCCGGAUGGUUCUGAUCGAGCGCACCGUCGACAUGGAGUUCUUCCGUUUGCCGCCAGAAGAUCUGAAGAUGCUCUUGGAUGCGGAUGAUCUUAAUGUGGACAAGGAGGUUCAGGUGGCCGAGAUGGCCAACAAAUGGAUCGCCAUCGACUUCUCGCGAAGGGAGAAGUUCCGUCCGAUCCUGAUGUCCUCGGUCAGAUUGCAGGCGCUUCCCGAGCAGGUUCCGAACACACAACUCUAACGAUCCCCUUCAGUAACCCCUUUUCAGAUGGCCGGAAUGCUCGCCGACUAUGAUCUUUCGCGAAAAGCGCCGCGCAAGACGCGCGACGUUCUGAUUAUCGUCGGCGGAUGGCUCCACAAGAAGGGAUGCAAUCGUCUGGAAUGGUUCGACCCGGAAGUCAAAGUGUGGCGCGUCUGCCAGCAGUCUCUUCCGAUGCCGCUCGCCUACCACGGAUCCGUCAUUCUCGACGAUCAUUUGUACGUGUUCGGUGGCUCGAACGGCACGCGAACUCGCUGUGAGACGUGGAAGAUGUCACCGAAGACGUGGCAGUGGCAGCGGUGCGAUAACAUGAUGGAGCCGCGCAACUACAUCUCGAACAGCUCGGUCGCCUACGACGGAAAGAUCUACGUGUUCGGCGGGCAGAACUGGCGCGAGAUUACGCGAAAUAUGCACAGAAGUCGGACGGGCGAGGUGUACGAUCCGAUGACUGACAGAUGGAAUCCGACUGCGUAGGCGGUUAUCCGUGACACCUCCUCCCGAUGCUUCCGUUUCAGACCCCUCCAGGACAUGCGCUCCGAUUGUGCGGCGGCCGUCUUCGAAGACAACAUCUACGUUUGCGGCGGGUUCAACGGCGACGUCCUGCUCUCCUCGGUGGAGGUGUACAAUCCGCUCAACAACUUCUUCGUCCGUCUCGUGAAUCUUCCGUACCCGUUGUCCGGACACUGUCUUCUCGUCUAUCAGCAUCAGCUGUUCAUAGUCGGCGGAUUCAACGGAGCCGAGCGGCAGACGAAGGUGCUCGUGUGGAAUCAGGCCGGCGAAUGGAUGAUGCACGACCAUGAGCUCAUCCAGGGAAGGUCGACGAGCGCCGUUUGCACGUACAAAGGGAACGUGGUCGUGGUGGGCGGCUACACGAAUCAGGUCGAGAGCACUUGCGAGACGUGGGUAUUCAGAAGCAACUUUAGCCUAUGAAAAGAAUAUUCAGUUUGCUCUACGAGCAUGGAUCUCCUGUUUUGGAGCUUCCGAAUCUGUUGCGAGCGAAAAGUGCAUUGAGAGUGCUGGUGGCGCCGAACUGGAGAGAUCAUCUGGAGCGUCGUGGCUCUUGGUCGGGAGACUCCGAAUUGGACUUGGACAAGGACAGCGAUGACGAUUUCGAAACGAACUCGGCCGUUUCCUUGGGAUUCGAACCGAACAACCCCAAUGCUUGA